Elephantulus edwardii (Cape elephant shrew) is the source of this 954-nucleotide messenger RNA. RefSeq names its product olfactory receptor 2B11-like. The transcript has a single exon. Gene Ontology annotation, biological process: G protein-coupled receptor signaling pathway. The record is from RefSeq and is a predicted model, not a curated record. Gene Ontology annotation, molecular function: olfactory receptor activity; G protein-coupled receptor activity. Bases 1 to 954 code for a protein of 317 amino acids. Gene Ontology annotation, cellular component: membrane. Lineage: Eukaryota; Metazoa; Chordata; Mammalia; Macroscelidea; Macroscelididae.
AUGAGAAGUGGCAACCAGAGCUUGCUGGAGGAUUCCCCUAAGAACUUCAUUCUACUGGGUGUCUCCGACAGGCCAUGGCUAGAACUUCCUCUUUUCAUGAUUCUUCUUGUGUCCUACAUUCUGGCCAUGCUGGGCAACAUUGCAAUCAUCUUGGUGUCUCGGCUAGAUACCCAGCUCCAAAGCCCCAUGUACAUCUUUCUCAGUCACCUGUCUUUUCUGGAUCUCUGCUAUACCACCACCACAGUCCCACAGAUGCUGUUCAACAUGGGAAGUUCCUUGAAAACCAUAAGUUAUGGUGGUUGCACAGUUCAAUAUGCCAUAUUCCACUGGUUGGGCUGCACUGAGUGUAUCGUCUUAGCUGCCAUGGCCCUAGACCGUUAUGUAGCUAUCUGUGAACCCCUCAGGUAUGCUAUUAUCAUGCACCGCUCUCUCUGUCAGCAACUCGUGGCAGUGGCCUGGGUCAGUGGCUUUGGCAAUUCCCUAGUUCAAGUGGUCUUGACAGUACAGUUGCCAUUCUGUGGGAAGCGGGUGUUGAACAACUUCUUCUGUGAGGUGCCAGCCAUGAUCAAGCUAUCAUGUGCUGACACAACUGUGAAUGACGCUACUUUGGCUGUGCUGGUAGCCUUCUUUGUAUUAAUUCCCCUAGCUCUCAUUCUUCUCUCCUAUGGUUUCAUUGCACGUGCAGUGCUCAGAAUUCAGUCCUCCAAGGGACGACAUAAGGCCUUCGGGACGUGUUCUUCCCACUUAGUGGUGGUCUCCCUCUUCUACCUACCUGCUAUCUACAUGUAUCUACAACCCCCUUCCAGCUACUCCCAAGAGCAAGGCAAGUUUAUCUCCCUCUUCUAUUCCAUAAUCACCCCCACUCUCAACCCCUUCAUCUAUACCUUGAGGAAUAAGGAUGUGAAAGGGGCCCUGAAAAGACUCCUGGAAAGGAUCUGGAGGAUCUGCAGAUAA